Molecule: messenger RNA, 3872 nt
Organism: Phaedon cochleariae (mustard beetle)
Lineage: Eukaryota; Metazoa; Arthropoda; Insecta; Coleoptera; Chrysomelidae
Source: the annotation of a GenBank genome assembly
UUUAGCCGUCAUUGGUCUCACCCUUAGUCUCACCACAGUAAUCAUAGUGUUUGCUCUUUUUCAUCGUUUGGUGCGCACGAAAGGGAAUCCCUAUGAACUUGAUUUUUUUCUAUGACUCUCUCUCUUUGCACAUUAUGCCAACAAUGAGUCAAUGGGAUUAAUGCAAACAAAAUCAAUUUUAGCAAGUUCAGCAACUCGAACGAACAGACCUCUCCGUCCAAAAAGAAUGAAUUCAUGACUUAUGACAGCUUAUGACAAAGGCGGGAAGAAAUAUUAUUUGAAAUUGGUAUUAUCAUGGUGGAAUCAUUAUUUAUUUUUCUUUUAUGUAUGUUGUAUGAUCGAUUAUUUGACCUUGGGCCUUGAGUAAUUAAUAAUAAUAAUGAUGCAUGGUAACAACUGGAUUUAAAAUUGAACAAAUUGAGCUAUUUCGGGUUUUUUGGAAUUAUUAACAAUAUCAUCUUCAUUCACUUCUGGUGCCUUAGAAAAUUUGCAUUCUAAAAUAAUCAUGUCUUCAGCUUCACAUUCAGAUGAUUCAUCAGAUGAAGAGCUAUUCCCAGUGAACCAUGCAAACUGUCAACCAAUAUUCCAAUAUGAUGACCCAUUACUUGUAUCUGGUGUACUUAAAGCUGUUGUGAAUGGAGAUUUGGGAAGACUCAAGGAGUUAGUGGAAGCAGGAAAAUCUAUUAACUUAAAUGAUAAUACUGGAAAUACUGCAAUGCAUGUAUCAGUGAUGAAGAACAACAUAGAAAUUCUGAAGUACUUACUGUCCAAUGAAGAUAUAAUUAUCAACAGAAGAAAUUUCCUAGGUCAGACACCUCUUUUUCUAGCAGUCAAAUAUGGCCAUAUUGAAUUGACAAAGUGCCUGAUAGACAAUGGAGCUAAUGUUAAUAUAUCAAAUUAUGAAGAUAUCACACCCCUACAUGCAUCUGUUCAUUAUCCAGAUAUUGCACAUUUGUUGAUAAAGAGUGGAGCAGUGUUAGAUGUAGAAGAUUAUAGUAAUGAUAUGCCUUUGCAUGAUGCUGUAGCUGAGGGGUACUUGGAAACAGUGUGCAUGUUCCUCUAUUACAAUGCUGAUGGUAAUAGAGUUGGUGGGAACAAUUUGAACCCCUUCAUGAAGGCCCUGAUUGUAGGGAAUGUUGAAAUACAAGAGGCCCUUUUUGAAUACACUGACAAUUUCAACAUAUGUGAUGCUGUUGGGAUGAGCACUUUAGCACUGGCCUUAUCACAUAAUACAACACUUACUGAAGAAAUUAUAAAUAGAGGUGCUAUUGUAGACCUACAUGCAUAUAGUGUAUGCCUUAGGGUACCUAACACAAAAAAAUUCAAGCUUGUAUGGGAAAGACUGGGUCCUGAAGAAGCCUCUGAUAUCCGUCUACUAGACUUAUUUUUUCAAUUGGACCAUAAGUUUUUGCAAAAUUACAUUGAUAUUAUUAUUGACCAUUCUCAAAGUUCUGUUCUAACAGUGAUUGCAGCCAAUACAUCUAGUAAAGACUUAGCUUUCCUCAUUGAAAAAUCAACUAUAAAUAACUGGUUAAAUCUUGAUAGCAUUUCCAAACUAACCUGUCUUUUACUUCAGCAUGGAUUUGAGGUUGAUACUUUUGUUAUUCAUGAAACACUCAUAAAUUUUGGUUGUUGUGAAUUAUUCAAAAUCUUACUUUUUAUGGACUAUAGAAGUAACUGGUCACCAUUCAUGAUCACAUCUAGGUUAAUCUUUGAUAUAAACACUGAUAUCAAAAGAAGAUGUGAUGAAUUAUUGAUGAUAAGUGAUAGGUGGACAAAUGUAGCAAAAUUGAGAGAAGAUGUAAAACAUGCUUUUAGUUUCUGGGCUUGCCAUAGGUUGUUUGAUAUAUGUCUCAAAGAGUUCAAUGAUGAGAGGAUGCUAGAUUUUGCUAAUGAUGGGUUCAGAAACUUUCCAGAAAUUUCACCAAUGUUUCCUUCAUUACUUGAAUUGGCCAGAAAUGAAUCUAGAAAGUACAUUAUCAGUUAUUUCAAUUUGAAUAGAACUUCUCAGUAUUACACCAUUGUGAACCAUUUGAAUAUUUCACCAGUUUAUAAGAAAAUAUUGAUGUUUGACAGAAAGUUAUAUCAAAUUUACCAGAUUUAAGACUGAUUUUCUUUUUAAGGUUUGUAAAUAGGUUAUUAGAAGUUAGUAAAUUUCAGAUAUUAGCAUGAACAUCUCAGUUAUUCAGAACACACUAUAUUUUUUUUGAAUUUGAAUCUUUGUAUAAUUAGUGAUUACAUGUGAUUAUUAGCAUAUUAACCAUUCAAAUGGUAUCAGUUAGUGAGGAAUAAAAUUUUUGUGUUUAUUGUUUUUUUAUGUUUGAAAUAAAAAAAGUUGGUUUGACAAUAAUCAUCCUUUUAAUUUUUGCCUUUGGAAAAAUUGUAGGAUCAGUUAAGUUAAGAUAUUUCCAUCAAAAGUUUUCAUCAAAAAACUUUACAAAAAUCAGCACAAAUCAUAUAGGUACUUACAUUUCUAAUCAUAAAAACAAAUCCCAAAUUAAAUCAUACUCUAAAAAAUCUUCUGAGUUUCCAAGAACAUACUGGCCUGAUUGUAAUUUUAUUUCAAUUUGUAUUACUUUCAACAUUUUUUAAUAACAAGAAUUUCGAACAGAUCAUAAAAUCUUUUCAUCCUUCACUUUUUAUAUUUUUUGAAGGAUAUGAUAGAUUGCUCAAUGUCAUCCACAUAUUUCUUAUACUCUGCCUCAAUCAAACCAUUUUUAUCUGUAUGUUCCAUUUUCAGGGUAAGCCCUUCUACAUUACACAGUCUUUUACUUCCUCUAGAUUCCCUUUCUGCAUCUGCACUAAUACGUUUUUUAAUACUGUUCAAAUAAUUUCUAUAUUCUUCAUUUUUUUUGCUGGUCUCUGAGCCUAAUAGAAUAUCAUAGAUGCGUUGGCACUGCUUUUUGCAAAUUUUGUACUUUCUCAUGACUUCAUAGAUUUUCUUAGGACUGCUAGUGAUGGUAUAGACUUUAGUGUCUUUCAGAGCAUGAUGAAUAGAUAAACAAUCAUCCAAGUCUCUCAUUCUUUGGAAUGUUGUUGUUGGCUCCUCAACUGUAACAUCUACAACUUCAGGCAUAUCUCUCAGUUUGUUCAUGACUGUUCCAUAUAGCAUCUUCCCAAUUCCUCUUCUCUGAUGGGAUGGUAGAAUGAAGAAUUGACUGAUUCUUGGUCUGAUGUUACUUGGAUAUGCAAAAAACUUAUAAACACUGCAAAAUCCUACUGGAGUAAUGUAAGACCUUUUUGUUUCUGGAUCUAUGAUUUCUUCAUAUACAUAGAAGAUGAGCCAUCUUUCAUCUUCUAAAUCAAUGAAGUUGGCACCAUCAAUGUACCAUACAAUAAAUGUUUCAAAUCUUCUAUGGAAAUCCUUAAAGCUUUCAUCAUUAACAUCACACAAUGUAAUCUUGUAGGUGGCAUGUACUUGUUUUUCUCUGAAUAGUUGGUUUGUUUUAGUAUCUUUGAAUUCAGCCAGUAUACUUCCAAAAACUAAGUCAUGUUUUUCUUUAUCCAGCAGUUCCAAGAAUUUUCUCUCAUCAGUGGUGAAAUUUUCAGGAAGCCAAGAAUUCAUAUUCUCCAUUAUAUUAUCAGCUUUAUAUAAACUGCUUAUUCUGCCAGAAGAUUUAACAUCAACAUAGCAAUUGCAAGAGUUGUGAAGGAAAUACAAGGCUAUGGAUAAAGAUCUGUAUCCAAAUACACUUUCACUCUCCCCAAAAAUCUGGUGAGCCAUAGUUGGUUUGAAUUCCAGGAAAUGUUUCUUCUUGUAUGCUUCUUGAUUGUAAACAAUUUUGAAUGUUACUACAGAAAGAGCAUCUUUUCUAUAAAAAGACAUUUCUCCAUCAUCACUUUUGAGGCCAUUAUAUCCACUACAACUUGCC